Dromiciops gliroides (monito del monte) is the source of this 683-nucleotide messenger RNA. Its product is annotated as cytochrome c oxidase assembly factor 5. The transcript is spliced from 3 exons. Gene Ontology annotation, biological process: mitochondrial respiratory chain complex IV assembly. The record is from RefSeq and is a predicted model, not a curated record. Bases 29 to 256 code for a protein of 75 amino acids. Gene Ontology annotation, cellular component: mitochondrion. NCBI's taxonomy places the organism in Eukaryota, Metazoa, Chordata, Mammalia, Microbiotheria, Microbiotheriidae.
CCUCGGUGGCAGCGGCAAGGGGGAGGUGAUGCCCCGUUACUAUGAGGACAAGCCGGAGGAUGACGGCGCAUGCGCCGGGGUGAAGGAGGAUCUGGGGGCGUGCCUACUGCAGUCGGACUGUGUGCUCAAGGAAGGAAAAACUCCUCGACAGUGUUUAAAGGAAGGAAAUUGCGCAGCUUUGAAAUACUCAUUUUUUGAAUGCAAAAGGUCAAUGUUGGAUGCCAGAUCAAGAUUCAGAGGAAGAAAAGGAUAUUGACGCUUUUCUCUUAGAACCAAGAUUAAAACAACAUGGAUUCAUCUGUAUGGUGAAUGAGGCCAAUUAUUAAAAAGCAUGCCUAUAUUUUUACCUCAUACAUUCAGUUGAAUAACUUUGUGAUUCUUUUUUAAGAGAAAACAGAGAUGAAUCCUGCUAUUUAAAUAUGGACAGAAAUUGAUCUGUUAAAUUGUUCUUAUAUAAGAGUAUUAAUUUGUAUUAAGAUGUAAGUUAUGCAUAUAAUAAAUUUAAAAAAUAUUCUAAACAUUAAUUUUUAGAAAAUUUAUUCACUAAUCAAAUGACACGGACUAGAAUUUUUUCCUAAUAAUACUGACUAGGUCACUAAUGUGAUUGAGGCUGCAAACAUAACUUGGAACUUGGUAAGAAAAUAUGUAAAGUUUGCUUAAUUAAAACAUUCUUUUGUCCCCAA